Molecule: messenger RNA, 4489 nt
Organism: Trichechus manatus latirostris (Florida manatee)
Lineage: Eukaryota; Metazoa; Chordata; Mammalia; Sirenia; Trichechidae
Product: ovostatin homolog 2-like
Cellular component (GO): extracellular region
Molecular function (GO): endopeptidase inhibitor activity
Source: RefSeq, a predicted model, not a curated record
AUGGUGUUCACCAUUUUUCUGAGUACCUUUUUGGUUUAUUUCACUGAUGCUGUGACUUCAGAACCGCAAUAUAUCCUGUGGAUCUCUUCUGUGAUACAGAGUUAUUCUACCGAAAAGGCUUGUGUCCACCUUUUAAACCUUAAUGAAUCUGUAUCCUUAAGGGUUGUCUUAGAAUAUGAUGGAGUCAACAUCACUAUUUUUGACUGGUCUGUGGAGGAAAAUAAUUUCCAUGCUUGUGCAAAUUUCAAGGUGAGUUCGAAAUCCUCCGAACAAUUGGCUUUUGUGACAUUGCUGGCUAAGGGAGAUACCCUCAAAAUCUUUGAGAGGAGAUCCGUAGCCAUUGCUUCAAAAGAGACUGUAACCUUUGUGCAGACAGAUAAACCCAUCUAUAAAUACGGAGAGAAGGUAUUUGGCAAAAAAGAAUCUACUAUUACAGUAUUAACCUGUUUUUUUCUCCCUUUUCAGUAUUCUUUAAUCGCACUUCAGGAUCCUCAAAACAAUAGGAUUUUUCAAUGGCAAAACUUGACUUCUUUCCAAAAUAUUACCCAGCUUUCAUUCCAGUUGACUUCAGAACCAAUGUUGGGAGAUUACUCAAUUGUUGUGAAAAGAAAAUCAGGAAAGACAGUGAGACACCAAUUUACUGUUAAUAGACAGGUUUUGCCCAAGUUUGAAGUUAAGGUCGAUGUACCAAAAACAAUAACUAUUUCAGAUGAUGAAUUCCAAGUGGCUGCAUGUGCUAAGUACACCCAUGGCCAACCUGUGCAAGGGAAAGCCCAAAUCCAGGUGUGCAGAAAAUUUUAUGCCUCUGGGAACUGUGAGGAAGACAACAAUGAAAUCUGUGAACAGUUUAUUGCACAGUUGAGAAAUGGUUGUGUUUCUCAAAUUGUAAAUACAAAAGUCUUCCAACUCUACCGUUCUGGAUUUUUUAUGUCAUUUGAUAUCAUGACAGUUGUUACAGAAAUUGGAACAGGUGUGCGGAUCAGUGAAAAGACCUCUGUUUCUAUCACUCAAUUGCUUGGGAGUGUGAACUUUGAGAACAUGGACCCUUUCUAUAGAAGAGGAAUUACUUAUUUUGGAACUCUUAAAUUUUCUGGUCCCAGUGAUGUACCUAUGGUGAGCAAGUUAUUGCAAUUGGAGUUCAAUGACAAAUUUAUAGGAAAUCAUACCACAGAUGCGAAUGGUGAAGCUCAGUUUUCCCUUGACACUUCAGACAUAAUUGAUCCAGAAUUCAGCCUGAAAAUUCUUUGCUUUCCUUUAUUGUAUCGGGCCAGAUAUAUUCGACGAAAGAGCUGCUACGGGUCCAGCUGGUUGACGCCUGACUAUGCAGAUGCUCAUUUAUCAGUCUCACGCUUUUACUCCAGAACCAACAGCUUCCUGAAGAUCAUUCCAGAACCAAAGCAGCUUAAGUGCAAUCAACAGAAGAUUAUUACUGUACAUUAUUCCCUAAACAGUGAAGCAUAUACAGAUAAUUCAAAUGUAAACUUCUUCUAUUUGAUGAUGGUAAGAGGAAGUAUCCUCCUCAGAGGACAAAAGGAAGUCAGAAACAAUGCCUGGAAUGGAAACUUCUCAUUCCCUAACAUCAGUGCUGAUCUGGCUCCUGUGGCCAUCAUGUUUGUCCACACCCUUCACCCCAGUGGGGAAAUUGUGACUGACAGUGUCAGAUUCCAGGUUGACAAGUGCUUUAAAAACAAGGUUACCAUAAAGUUCUCUAAGGAGGAGGGACUACCUGGCUCCAAUGUUAAUCUCUACCUUCAAGCAGCCACUAAUUCAUUCUGUGCUCUGAGGGCUAUGGAUAAAAGCGUUCUUCUACUGAAACCAGAGCAACAGCUAUCAGCUGAAAGUGUGUACAAUCUGCUUCCCUGUACAGAACCAUAUGGUUAUUUCUAUCAUGAUUUCAAUCUUGAUGAUGAAAAGCUCAACCCCUGCAUUCCUCAGAAGGAUAUGUUUUACAAUGGUUUGUAUUAUAUGCCUGUAAGCAAUUAUGGGGAUGGAGACAUCUGUAAUAUUGUUAGGGGUAUGGGUCUGAAAGUCUUUACCAAUCUCCACUACCGGAAACCAGAAGUAUGUUCAACGGAGAUAAUGCUUCCAUUCCUUAGGCCGUUACAUUAUGAAUCAGAAUAUGCAGUUAUGCCUAGUGACUCAUCUAGAUUUGCAUUGGAGACUUCUGGAUAUGUAGAAUAGGCUAUAAUGAAAACAGUAAGAACAAACUUCCCAGAGACAUGGAUAUGGGACCUCGUUAGUGUCAAUUCCUCAGGUACCACAAAUCUUUCACUCCUCAUUCCUGAUACUAUAACCAAAUGGGAGACAAAUGGCUUCUGUGUGAAUGGUGAUGUUGGAUUUGGCAUUUCAUCAACAGUUACUCUGGAAGUCUUCCAACCUUUCUUUGUUGAAACUACUUUACCCUUUUCAGAGGUUCAAAAUGAACAAUCUGAUUUGAUUGUCACUGUCUUCAGCUACCUGGAUACAUGCGCAGAGAUUUCUGUUCAACUGGAAGCAUCUGAGAAUUAUGAGGCAAGUAGUAACACCCUGCAAAGCAAUGGUAGUGAGAUUACCCAAGCCAGAGAGAGGAAAACGUACAUGUGGACUAUUAUACCUAAGAAAUUGGGUAAAGUGAAUAUCACUGUAGUUGGUGAAUCUAAACAAAGUAGUGCUUGCCCAAAUCAAGCAACUGAGCGGCAAAAUCUAAGAUGGAAAGACACUGUGGUCAGAAGUUUGUUGGUAGAGCCUGAAGGUAUUGAAAGAGAAAUGACUCAAAGUUUCCUUAUCUGUACAAAAGGUACCAAAGCCACCAAACAGGCAGUUUUGGACUUGCCUAAUAAUGUAGUAGAAGGAUUAGCCAGGGCCUUUUUCACUGUUGCAGGGGAUAGUCUCGGACUUGCGAUGCAGAAUCUGGAGAAUCUUCUCCAAAUGCCCUAUGGAUGUGGAGAGCAGAAUAUAGCCCUACGAGCGUCUGACACCUAUGUCCUUGACUACCUGAAAUCCACUGAACAGUUGACAGAGGAAGGUAAAUCUAAAGCUGCCUUUUUCUUAUCUAGUGGUUAUCAAAAGCAAUUGCUUUUCAAGAACUCUGAUGGCUCAUAUACUGUGUUUUGGCAGAGGAAUCAGCAAGGAAACAUAUGGCUCACUACCCUUACGUUUAAGACAUUUGAGGGAAUGAAGAAAUAUGUUUACAUUGAUGAACAAGUUCAAAAACAAACCUUGAUCUGGCUUUCAAGCAGACAGAAAGGUAACAGCUGCGUUAAAAGUGAUGGCAAGCUUUUCAACAACGGCUGGGAGGGUGGAGAUGAAGAGGACGUUUUACUCACUGCCUACAUUGUUGGAGCAUUUCUUGAAGCUGGGCUCAAUUUUACUUUUCCUUUUCUAUGAAACAGGCUUUCUUGCCUAGAGGAGGCGUUGGAAAAUGGUGUCACUAAUGGCUAGAAUCAUGCAAUUCUAGCUUAUGCUUUUGCAUUAGCUGGAAAAGAGGAGCAAGUGGAAUCUUUACUCCAGAUCCUGGAUCAAUCUGCAACAAAAACAGACACUGUGAUAUAUUGGGAGAGAGCAAAGAAGCCCAAGACAGAAGAAUCCCCCUCUUUCCUUCCUCGGGCACUUUCUGCUGAGACUGAGAAGACCUGCUAUGUGCUGCUGGCUGUCAUUUCCCAGAAAACUCCUGACCUCACCUAUGCUAGUAACAUUGUGCAGUGGCUUGCGCAGCAGAUGAAUUCCCAUGGAGGCUUCUGCUCCACCCAGGACACCACAGUCUGUCUUCUUGCCAUAACCCGCUACAUGAAGCUCACCUUCUCGGAUGAUCAAAACACUGUCACCUUUAGAAGUGAAGAAUCCAAUGAGAUUUUCCAGGUUACCGGUGACAACCGCUUGCUCGUCCAAUGUUCAGAACUAGCAAAAGCGUAUGGACAAUACACAGUAGAUGUGGAAGGACAAGGUUGUACAUUUACCCGGGCUACCCUUGGAUAUAAUGUGCUAGUAUCUAAGAAGGUAUCUGGAUUUUCCCUUUCCUUGCAAAUAGUAAAGAAAAACUCCUCAGAUACGUUCCAGGCUAAUUAUGACCUAACAGUGACUUUCAACUACACUGGAAUUCGCAAUAGCUCCAAUAUGGUCAUUGUUGAUGUAAAAAUGCUGUCAGGAUUUACUCCAGUCAUGUCAUCCCUUGAGGAGCUUGAAAACAAUGGCCAAGUGAUGAAGACUGAAGUCAAGAGUGACCAUGUUCUUUUCCACUUGGAUAAUGUAAAAAAGGAGGCAAAGAGUUUCACUUUCUCUGUUGAGCAAGGCAAACGUGUGUCCAACAUUCAGCCCGCCUUAGUCAUGGUCUAUGAUUAUUACAAAAAAGAAUAUGCUCUUGUUUCUUACAACAUCAGUACUAUUUCGGUUUCCCAGUGAAACAAAACAACGCACAGGAAAAGUUAAGACAAUUACAUAUUAUAGACCUUUGAAAACACACCUAGCAAGAAAAAGAAAACCUAAAGCAGACAGAACAAUGGAUAAAACAAAG